This is a messenger RNA of Pleurotus ostreatus (oyster mushroom), 1035 nucleotides long. RefSeq lists its product as uncharacterized. Bases 1 to 1035 code for a protein of 344 amino acids. Lineage: Eukaryota; Fungi; Basidiomycota; Agaricomycetes; Agaricales; Pleurotaceae. The record is from RefSeq and is a predicted model, not a curated record. The transcript has 15 exons.
AUGUCCACGAAGAUGCAGUACGUUAAUCUAGGAAAAUCUGGACUCAAAGUGUCCAAAAUCAUCCUAGGAUGCAUGUCUUAUGGUACGCCUCAGUGGCAAGGUUGGGUUUUGCCCGAAGAAGAGGGGAUCAAGCAUAUCAAAUUUGCCUACGACCAUGGCAUCCAAACCUUCGACACGGCAAAUGUGUACUCGAACGGCGAAUCGGAGGUCAUUUUAGGCAAGGCGAUCAAGCAACACAACCUCCCUCGGGACGAAAUUGUUGUUAUGACUAAGUUAUGCGGUGCCGUAUCGCGCGAUCCGAGCUUCAUUGGAUUCAACCCCAAAGAUUUUGAUAAAUUGGGCUUCGUGAACCAAUACGGCCUAAGCCGCAAGCACAUCUUCGAAAGCGUAAAGCACAGUCUAGAAAGGCUGCAGCUGGAUUACAUCGAUGUGCUCCAAUGCCAUCGAUUCGACAAGGAUACUCCUAUAGAAGAGACGAUGCAAGCGCUUGACGAUGUUGUCAAGGCGGGGUAUGUUCGAUACAUCGGCAUGAGCUCAUGUUAUGCAUGGCAAUUCCACGCAAUGCAAAAUUACGCCAUCACGCACAACCUAACCCCGUUCAUAUCUAUGCAGAACCAUUACAACCUUCUCUACCGCGAAGAAGAGCGGGAGAUGCUCCCGACUUUGAAGCACUUCGGCGUUGGUUCCAUCCCCUGGUCGCCGUUGGCUGGGGGGAGACUAACCAGGCCUGUGGCAAUUCAAAAUGCAACAAAGAGGCAGCAGACGGAUCCUUGGAAUGCCAUGUACCUUGCAGGUCCAGGAUGGGCUGACAUCGUGGCAAGGGUCGAGGAAAUUGCGAAGAAGAAAGGCGUCAGUAUGGCUCAGAUCUCAAUCGCAUGGACUCUCUCCAAAGAAGGAGUCAACGCCCCCGUUGUAGGUACCACCAAUCUCAAGAAUCUAGAGGACAUCAUCGGUGCUCUCGAUGUCAAGUUGACAGAGGAAGAGAUCAAGUACCUUGAGGAAUCAUACAAGGCUCAGCCUAUCCUAGGGCAUUGA